Messenger RNA from Haemonchus placei, 444 nucleotides. NCBI's taxonomy places the organism in Eukaryota, Metazoa, Nematoda, Chromadorea, Rhabditida, Trichostrongylidae. The record is from the annotation of a GenBank genome assembly.
UUCGAGACCGAACAGGAAGCGGAACGACGGCGUAUAUUCGAGCAUUGUACCGAAGUAUGUGAUGAAAACGGUACAGGUGAAAUGCCAUGCUCCAAGUGCCAAAUUCCUUAUGAGGGAUACGGCUGUCUAAGGCAAAGACGCGAGAAAAGCCUCAUUACAAGCGAACCUGAUUUUUUGGCCUUCUUUUCUUGCCUGAACUUCACGGGUGACUACCAUUGCACCGCUGUAACCAUAACUACACCUGCAAACAUAUCUAAAUACCAUGUGGGUGCGAGUGCCUCCUCCGACAUCUAUCCACCUCCUCGUAUCCGUCUACACCAUCUAUGUCUUGUUUCUGAUUCUGGCAGUCAUCUCAUUUCCAUUACUCUGGCCCAUAGUCGACCUACAUAUCCGAUGGAAGUUGGGAGGUACUUUGGAUGGAUUCUCGUUACAAUGCCUGGAUGA